Messenger RNA from Strongylocentrotus purpuratus (purple sea urchin), 375 nucleotides. RefSeq names its product adhesion G-protein coupled receptor G2-like. The record is from RefSeq and is a predicted model, not a curated record. NCBI's taxonomy places the organism in Eukaryota, Metazoa, Echinodermata, Echinoidea, Camarodonta, Strongylocentrotidae. The transcript is spliced from 3 exons. Bases 4 to 375 code for a protein of 123 amino acids. Gene Ontology annotation, biological process: cell surface receptor signaling pathway; G protein-coupled receptor signaling pathway. Gene Ontology annotation, cellular component: membrane. Gene Ontology annotation, molecular function: G protein-coupled receptor activity.
GUCAUGGGGUGCCGUGUCGCCAACAUCUUCCGUAUCUACAUCAUCCUAGUCUCGCUGAUGUGGAACGGGGUCGAGGCCGUCCACAUGUACAUGACCCUCGUCAAGGUCUUUACCGCCCACGCUUCGUACUUCGUUCUCAAGGCCGGCCUGGUGGCUUGGGGUAUACCACUAUUCGUCGUGCUCAUAGCAGCUGCAGUCAACAUUGAAAUCUACGACGGGGUCCUCAUCAAUUGUACAUUCAGCUGUCGUUUGAGUACCGUCGCGUUCUACGGUCUUUUCCUAACCCCGAUGCUCAUCAUCGUCCUCUUCAACAGCAUCGUAUUUGGGCUCGUUCUCCGGGUUAUCAGAAAAAUAUAUAAAACAGGUAAUCUAUGA